AUGGCCACGUUAAACUUCGCACCAUUCAACUAUGGCUCUGAGACUUGGGAGUCUUACACGGCUCGGUUUGAAUGUUUUUUGGUCGCCCACGACCUCACCGAGCUAACAGAUGAGCGAAAAUGUGCAUUUUUCCUGUCCGUCUGUGGCACAGACGUUUUCCACACCGCCACAGCUCCUGAGCCCAUCAAGGCCGUUCCAUGGCCCGUGCUGAUGGCGAAGCUAACGAGCCAUUAUGCGCCAUUUCCGUCCAAGAUAGCCCGCCGCCAUGUGUUCCACCAGCGGAGCCAAGCUGAGGGGGAGUCCGUCAGCGCCUAUGUUGCAGCGCUACGAUCGGCCGCUCUUCACUGCGAGUUCCGAGAUCUGGAUGAGGCCCUCCUCGACCGUCUCGUGUGUGGCCUGAGGGACCUCAAAUUACAGAAACGGCUGCUGACCAAAACAGAUCUUUCAUUCCAAACUGCUUUCGAUGAGGUUCGGGCUUCCGAAAUGGCCGCGGCAUCCCUGGCGACCAUUGCAAAGGCCCGGUCCGCCACCGCAGCGCAGUCUGCCAAUGCCUUUAACACAGAUACCGGUCUGCCAGACUCCGAAAGCGAAGAUUCCGAGUCUGAAACCCAGGGUGAGGGCAUUAACCGCCUUGAGGAGGCGAAUAGAAAGAGCUGGCAUCGGCGGAAGGGCGACCCUAAAUCUGCAUGUAGUGGUUGCGGAGGCAACCACGAAAGAGCUGAGUGCAGAUUCAGGCAAGCCCUCUGCCAGCGGUGUGGCAGGAAGGGCCACAUCGCUCGGGUGUGCCGAGCCGCGCAGCCCAUGCCCUGUCCAGAAUCCCAAGCCAACCGGUCUCGACAACAUCGAACUCGGACAGAGGGCCCCAAGAAGGCCAGGAUGGAUUGCCAUGCCAUCCUCCGGAAUGCUACCCAGGGUCUCUCGUGCCACCAGCUGCAAAAGAAGAUACAGCUAACCGUGACUGUGGAAGGGAAACCGUGCGAGAUGGAGCUCGACACCGGUUCUGCAACCUCUAUUGUGUCAUGGAGCACAAUGAAGCGCCUUGUGCCGCAGCUGUCAAAACGCCAAUUACAAAACUGUAACCUGAUGUUACGGGACUAUCAGGGAAACCUGAUUCCAGUCAUCGGCACUCGCAAGGUCAGAGUACAAUUCAAGGGGUUUGACGGCCGCUUACCCCUCAUCAUAGUCGAAGGCCGGUUGCCCAGCCUUCUCGGCCUUGACUGGUUCCAGUCCCUCGGUCUGCAGAUCAGCGGCAUCCACAACCUCGGCGCAUCUGCCCUCGAUUGCCUGGUCAACGAAUUCCCUACUGUGUUCGAUGGCUCGCUGGGCAAAUACACAGGCACGCCCGUGUCUUUCAACCUUGACCCAUCAGUGCAGCCGGUGCGUUUGAAGCCACGCCGAGUUCCCAUCGCUCUCAAACCAAAGGUGGAUGCCGAGCUGGAAAAACUAGUGGCUCAAGGCAUCCUUGAACCAGUGGACCAUGCCAGAUGGGAAACACCCAUUGUGUUACCCAUCAAGCCAGAUGGCAGCGUAAGGAUUUGCGCUGACUACCGCUGCUCCAUCAACCGUGCCCUGCCUUCCAACGCAUACCCGGUGCCAGUGGUCCAGCACUUGCUGCACACCUUGGGCGAGGGAACUGUUUUCGCGAAGCUCGACCUCGCCCAAGCUUAUCAACAGCUGGUGGUGGACGAUGAAGCAGCGGAAGCACAGACGAUUAUAACACACAGAGGCGCUUUCCGUUGCCGCAGACUUCAGUUUGGGGUCAGCAUCGCCCCAGGACUGUUCCAGAGUUUAAUGGAGCGGCUGCUCCAAGGACUCCGAGGCGUCGUCCCCUAUUUUGACGACGUCCUCGUGUCAGCCACCUCCAUGGAUGAACUAAUGGCCCGUUUGCGCUUAGUCCUCCAACGUUUCCAACAAGUGGGACUGAAGGUCAAGAGAGAUAAGUGCCAGGUUGCGGUAGCCCAGAUAGAAUUCCUUGGUUUCCUCAUUGAUGGCAGUGGCAUCCACCCCACGGCUGCCAAGACCAAAGCCAUCGUGGAGGCCCCUGCCCCCACUAACAGAGCUGAGGAAGCAUCCGCUUUCCAAGCUGUCAAACACUUCCUCGUCUCCAACGAUGUCCUAGUUCAAUACAGCGAGCACUUGCCUCUCGUACUCGCUUGUGACGCUUCCCCCUACGGGGUGGGCACUGUCCUUUGCCACCAGUUACCCAGCGGAGCAGAGGUGCCAGUUGCCUAUUUUUCGCGCACGCUCUCUGCCUCUGAACGUAACUAUGCCCAAAUUGAUAAAGAGGCUCUUGCCAUUGUGGCUGGGGUGCGCCGGUUCCACCAUUACUUGUACGGCCGCCCAUUCCAAAUUGUCACCGAUCACAAGCCCCUACUCGCGUUGCUGGCCGGAGAUCGCCCAGCCCCUCAGAUUCUCUCCCCACGCAUGACCCGCUGGUUUGUGUUCCUCGCGUCCUACGACUACCAGCUACACCACCGACCGGGGAAGCAGAUCGCCCACGCCGACGCCCUCAGCCGUUGCCCUCUCCCAGAGGCCCUGGAAGAUCCUGCUGCCGCCGCACCUGUUUUCCUUAUUGACGACCUCAACCUUCCUCUCUCUGCCGCCGACAUCGCCCGCGUGUCCGCAAGGGAUCAGGUAAUAUCCCGGGUGCUAGACUGGGUUAAGCGAGGGUGGCCGAAAGACCCCGUAGACCCCGGUUACCUUCCCUUCAAAUCACGCCUGGCGGAGCUAUCCGUUCAGCGCGGCUGUUUACUGUGGGGCCAUAGGGUAGUCGUACCGGCCUCACUGAGGACUACCGUCCUGCGACAGCUGCAUCACGCUCACCCCGGAAUUGUCCGGAUGAAAGCCCUAGGUAGAAGCUACGUUUGGUGGCCCAAGCUUGACCAAGACAUAGCCGACCAUGUCGCCGGCUGCCCACAAUGCCAAGGCGCCCAGGCGCUGCCGCCUAAAGUGGAGCCGCGCACGUGGGAGCCCCCAUUCACCCCAUGGUCCUGA
Messenger RNA from Thamnophis elegans (Western terrestrial garter snake), 2994 nucleotides. RefSeq lists its product as uncharacterized. The record is from RefSeq and is a predicted model, not a curated record. Gene Ontology annotation, molecular function: zinc ion binding; nucleic acid binding. The coding region runs from base 1 to 2994 and encodes 997 amino acids. The transcript is spliced from 2 exons. NCBI's taxonomy places the organism in Eukaryota, Metazoa, Chordata, Lepidosauria, Squamata, Natricidae.